Molecule: messenger RNA, 2902 nt
Organism: Etheostoma spectabile (orangethroat darter)
Lineage: Eukaryota; Metazoa; Chordata; Actinopteri; Perciformes; Percidae
Gene: cux1b
Product: cut-like homeobox 1b
Biological process (GO): intra-Golgi vesicle-mediated transport; regulation of transcription by RNA polymerase II
Cellular component (GO): Golgi membrane; nucleus
Molecular function (GO): RNA polymerase II transcription regulatory region sequence-specific DNA binding; DNA-binding transcription factor activity, RNA polymerase II-specific
Source: RefSeq, a predicted model, not a curated record
GGUCCUUUCCACUGAACUCCAACCCCCGCGCUCUCUAUCAGCAUCUCAUUCCUGUCUCAAUAUGUCUCAAGAUGGCGGCCAAUGCAGGAUCGAUGUUUCAAUAUUGGAAGCGCUUUGACUUACAACAACUACAGAAAGAACUAGAUGCCACCGCCACACAGCUUGCCAACAGACAGGACGAGAGUGAACAGUCCAGGAAGAAACUAAUUGACCUGAGCCGCGAGUUCAAGAAGAACACACCAGAGGAUUUCCGGAAACAGGUUGCCCCUUUGCUCAAGAGCUUCCAAGGAGAGAUCGAUGCCUUGAGUAAGAGAAGUAAAGAAGCAGAGGCCGCCUUCUUGAACGUGUACAAGAAAAUAAUUGAUGUCCCAGAUCCUGUACCUGUGUUGGAGCUGGCUCAGCAGCUGCAGCUGAAGCUCCAGAGGAUGCACGACAUUGAGACAGAGAACACCAAACUUCGAGAGACACUGGAGGACUACAACAAAGAGUUUGCAGAAGUCAAAAACCAAGAGAUGAGUGAGAAGCAGCUGAAGGAGAAGAUUCGUGAGUAUGACCGUUUGAAGAAUCAAGCGGAGAACCUGGCCCAAGAGAAGCAGCUCCAGCUACACAACGACUAUGCAGAGAAGGAGAGGAAACUCCAGGAGAGCCAGGACUCCAUGUCGUCAAGGUUGGAAGAGGCCGAACACAAGGCCCAGUCCCUACAGACAGCACUUGAAACAACUCAGGCCGAGCUCUUUGAUUUGAAGACCAAGUAUGACGAGGAAUCCACAGCUAAGGCCGAUGAGAUUGAGAUGGUGAUGACAGACCUGGAAAGAGCCAAUCAGCGAGCAGAGGCAGCCCAGAGAGAGACGGAGUCGCUCAGAGAGCAGCUGUCCUUGAGUAACCAAUCCCAGCAGCUCGGCAGCCCGGCCAAGGCCGACCCCGACACGGAACAGCCAACGGAGGUGGCACCCCACUCAAGUCUGGAGGCGGAGCUCAGGGCCAAAGAAAGGGAGACCGCCCAGCUGGUGGAGGACGUCCAGAGACUGCAGGCCAGCCUGACCAAACUCCGAGAGACCACCAGCUCCCAGAUCACACAGCUGGAGCAGCAGCUCAGCAGCAAGACCGCUGUUCUCAAGGAACUAGAGGAGAAACUGCAGAAACAAGCUGACUAUGAGGAGGUGAAGAAGGAGUUGAGUAUCCUCAAGUCUAUGGAGUUUGGAACAGCUGACUCUGUGCAGGACUCCUCCAAACCUCUGGAGGUGCUGUUGCUGGAGAGGAACCGUAGUCUUCAGUCUGAGAGCGCCGCUCUGCGCAUUGCCAACACUGAGCUCAGCGGCUGUUACACAGAGCUGCAGAUGGAGUUUUCGGCUGCAGUGCGAAUCAGUGCGGAGCAGAAGGAGCUGAUCCUGAAGCUGGAGCACGACCUCAGCACCAUCCAGACCAUGUCCUCCAGGCCGCGCCCCGACGCUGACGGGUCAGAGGUCAGCAACAUGGAGAACAUCCCAGAGCCGAUCAAAGAGGCCUCUGCCAUGUUUGCCGGUUCAGGCGUAGGCCCCCAUCCGGAGCUUCCUCAAGGCCAGAUGGACUCUCUGCUCUCCAUCAUCUCCAGCCAAAGGGAGAGGUUUCGCUCCCGCAAUCAGGAGCUGGAAGCUGAGAAUCGCUCCAUGCAGCAGACCAUGCAGGCACUGCAGAAUGAGCUGGACAGCCUGAGAGCAGACAACAUCAAACUCUACGAGAAAAUCAAAUUCCUGCAGAGCUAUCCUGGCAAAGCUGGAGGUAGUGAUGACACUGUGAUGCGCUACUCCUCCCAGUACGAGGAGAGACUGGAUCCGUUUGCUUCCUUUAGCAAGAAGGAGCGUCAGCGCCGAUACCUGAGCCACCCCUGGGACAAAGCUACUCUGAGCCUGGGUCGUGUGAUUCUCUCCAACAAGGUGGCGAGGACUGUUGCGUUCUUCUACACACUGUUCCUGCAUUGUUUGGUCUUCCUGGUGCUGUACAAGACCGCCUGGAGCGAGAGUAUCGGCAGAGACUGCUCUGCCUUCUGCGCUAAAAAGUUCUCUGACCACCUCCAUCGUUUCCAUGAGAACGAACAAAACCUUUAAGCUGGUUCUACAUUCAGCAGCAUGCAUAUCAACCUGAUAAACCAGCUCAUGAAGACAGAGCUUUACUUUAAUUCUUGCAGUAGCUAAGAUCUCCACUAGGGGGCGGUUGAGGGCCGUAAACUGUAAAUCAAACAGUUUAUUGAUUCAAAAAGGGGUUCUUUUCAAGUCUAGAUUCUUGAUCUAAGUUUCAAUUAAUAUAUAAGUCAAGUAAAACUAAAACUUCCUUCUUCUACUCUUAACUUAAACUAAUUAAUCACGUAAUAAACAUAAUGUAAUCGGGGCUGCUGUUGCAGGAUGAAAUUAAGUUACCAAAGGGACCACAUUGUUAGGGUCGUGGUGUGUUUUUAUUUCUGGGUUUAGCUGAAAUUGAAAAUAAUUGGAUCAUUUAGUCAAUAAAGACAAAGUGGGUAUAAGAUUGUAGCUUAUAUGGUUAAUAUUAUCAUUUAUGUUUAAUUGGAGAGUGCACUGUAAAAGGUGGGUUAUUAGGGAGGAGGUGGUGUUUGUAAGAAUAAUGGUGGUGGAACAAUCUAUCCAGUAGGGAUAUGUUUACUUUGUCAUUCCUCUGAGAUCUGACUAAUAGGAUUGAUUAAUUGGUAAGUAUAGUCUUUAAUAAAUCUUUGGCGCGGAAGGCCCCUUGUUACUGUUAGUUGCUAUUAAGAGAUCAAAAGAUUGAGACACGAGGGUCUGCAGCAGUAAUACACUAAGGGUUACUGAGUUGAUUAUUCUCCAAGACAGAUUACUGUGCAUGUUUACCUGCUUACUUACUUCUUUUCUGACUGGCAUUGCAUAUAUAUUCCAAAUAAAGACUAUGCAGUAAU